GCUGCACCGUGGGUGAAGCAGAGGCUGUGUUUGGAUUAGGGGGUUGGGCUGCCUGCUGGUAGGAGACCUGCCGCCAGACAUCCCGUUUGUGUACGGCGGCGCAGCGUCGCUUUCCCGCAGCAUCAGCAGCAGCAGCACCGCAGCACAGCCUCCAGCCUCACCUGCCUCCUCAUCGGCGCCUCCUCUCCUCCUCCUCUGUCCAGACACAAACACUGCCGCAGCACCCACGGAACGGACGGAACAAGGACGAGCAGCUGAGCAGUCUUCGGGGAAAUAAGGGGAAUACAUAUAAGGUCGGUGAAAGAUGGUGAAACUGGGGAGUAAUCUUCAAGACAAAGGGGCCAAAGCUGUGAGUGUGGAGGACGGCUUUCAGAAUGUGCCCCUCAUCACUCCUCUGGAUGUUGGCAGCCUCCAGAGCCAAGCACCUGACAAGGUGGUGGUGAAAACUCGGACGGAGUACCAGACAGAGAAGAAGAGGCUGAAGGUCCCCAAGGUGGAGGAGUUCACCAUCAGCUUUACUGAUGGUGUGUCUGAGAGACUCAAGGUUACCAUCCUGAUCAUCCUGGCCCUGGCCUUCCUUGCGUGCAUUGUGUUCCUGGUGGUUUAUAAAGCCUUCACCUAUGACCAUGCCUGCCCAGAUGGAUUUAUUUACAAGCACAAGCGGUGUAUCCCAGCGUCCCUGGAGGCCUACUACGCUGCCCAAGACGCCAACUCCAGGGGCCGUUUCUACACAGUGAUCAGCCACUACAGCAUGGCCAAGCAGACCACCUCGCACUCUGUCUCCCCCUGGCUGCCUGGAGGAGCAGGCGGGCAGCAGCAUGACGCAAAACCCCCCAGCGGCGAAGGGCACUGAGUUAGCUACGAAAGCUAAGCAGUGUUGUAAACCCAUGCAGACACAUUAAACAGACAUAUGUAGACACAAACACAGAAACAUUUAGGUUAAGAUGUAGAAGAUUAAACAAAAGAGACGCACAUGGACACAACAGAUACAUGUAAAAUGCCAGUAUAGAGUGAAAACAUGCAUGCAGACAUAAAAACACACAAAUAUGUUAGUUCACAUUCUGAUUUACCUGAUCCGCCCAUUUACUGUAUGUGCUCACUCUCUAAAGGGACAUUUCUCAUUGAUCUUUAAGUCGAUUGGGAUUCUCAUCGUCUGCCGAUACUCACUUUCUCCCACACACACGUACACCAUCUCUCCUCCCUCCCUCUAAUUUAUUAUUCAACUGUCAUGAUAUAUUUAUUUUUUACUGUAAUGUAUGGAUGUUUUGUAUGUGAUUAACAGGCAACUCUUUGUACAAAGGCACGAGUCAAUGCUGAAUUUCACACCCCCUCUUUGUGAGAUUCUCUGGAGUUUGGAGUCAUUUUGUGUAUAUUGUAGUUACUGUAUAUUCACUCACAGCUCUUCUGCGUCUUUUUUUUCUGCCUUUAUUGUCCGAGCUAUUGCACCUCACAUUUCCAUUUUCCCGUCGUACUGUUUAAAAAAGGUCUAAUAUUCAACAUCUGCAUCAUGUCCAGUUGAUUGAUUUUUUUCCAUUAUGGCUGUUUGAUAGCUCAUAUACAGUGACAUUUUCAAUGUGCUGUGUUACAGUUUAAAUCAACAACCCCCCCUUCCAGUGACCCGAGCUGUACAUAGAACUUCAGGCUAGUUUUUUGUGUGUAUGCUUUGUAGUAGCUUUCAUUAGGAGUUUUUUUUUUUUCUCCCUCAGAGCAACUAUUUCUUCACGUGAGUUCCUUGUAUUUUGCUUCAGCUGGCAGUCUUGUAGCUCCAGUACGUAUACAGAGGUGGCCUGACUGAGCAGGUUAAAAAACAAACGUUGCAGGUGGAAAAAAGAAAUAUCGUGCAUAUCACCGUCUUUUGCCAAAACUCUUACUUUUUGCCGUGUUUUGUUCUGUUUGUAGAUGGGCUUCCUCUGCAGCAGACUUUAAUACCUGUACUGUUAUUAUUUGAUUUUGUAACAUUUGAUCUGUUGUCAAGAGCGCUUUUAUGAGAUAUUGUGAUGUUGUUAGUUGAUAUGUAGCGAUACCUGGUGUAAUUUAUCAGUGUGCAUCCCUGUCCCCUGUUCUCUUGGUUUGAAUUCCAAAUAAAACAAGCUGUGACCUGUG
Molecule: messenger RNA, 2103 nt
Organism: Sphaeramia orbicularis (orbiculate cardinalfish)
Lineage: Eukaryota; Metazoa; Chordata; Actinopteri; Kurtiformes; Apogonidae
Gene: nsg2
Product: neuronal vesicle trafficking associated 2
Biological process (GO): clathrin coat assembly; endosomal transport
Cellular component (GO): endosome; membrane
Molecular function (GO): clathrin light chain binding
Source: RefSeq, a predicted model, not a curated record